Temnothorax curvispinosus is the source of this 1884-nucleotide messenger RNA. Its product is annotated as facilitated trehalose transporter Tret1-like. Gene Ontology annotation, molecular function: transmembrane transporter activity. Gene Ontology annotation, cellular component: membrane. Gene Ontology annotation, biological process: transmembrane transport. Bases 191 to 1579 code for a protein of 462 amino acids. The transcript has 5 exons. The record is from RefSeq and is a predicted model, not a curated record. NCBI's taxonomy places the organism in Eukaryota, Metazoa, Arthropoda, Insecta, Hymenoptera, Formicidae.
UUACGGAAUAAAUUAUCAAAUCACAUGACGCGUGAUGACGCCAUAAAUAAGUCAUAUCCUUAUCGGAAUGUAAAUGCGUUCACCUCUUUUCUUCCUCGUUGGAAACUGAGGAUCUCGAACCUGCAUGGGUCAGUGCAAUUCUAUCCAGACGCGUAAUAUGCGACUUACAUUCUGCACAUCUUGAGGAAAGAUGUCCUGCACCAAGGAUCCAGAGGUUCCCGCAGGCAGGAAAAUCACUGUUUGGCCACAAUGGCUGACUGCUUUCGCAAUCAGUCUAGAAACCAUCGUUUCUGGUCUGGCCAACGGCUGGGCAUCGCCAUAUUUAGCGCAAUUAACAUCAACGACAGCAGACGUUCCCUUGAAGCUGACCGACAUCGAGGCAUCUUGGAUCGCGUCCCUUUUAAGCCUUGGUCGUGUAAUUGGUGCGCUGCUCGGUGCUUUUUGUCAAGAGUACACCGGGUUAAAGAAGGUGCUGCUGUUAUCGGGCUUGCCGUUACUCUCUAGCUGGAUCCUCAACAUCUGCGCCACGUCAAUCACGUGGCUCUACCUUUCCAGAUUCUGCUCCGGAAUCGGAUCGGGCAUCAUGUGGCCCGCGGUAUCCUUGUAUCUCGGCGAGAUCGCCAAUCCUGCUAUCCGAGGCUCCCUGAUAUCCUUGAACGUGAACAUCGCAUCAAUGGGUAUGUUCCUGGGCAAUGCGAUGGGCCCUUACAUGUCCAUGGAGAUGUUCGGUUAUGUGAGCCUCCUACCGAAUAUCCUCUUCAUGGUCCUCUUCAGCCUGAUACCUGAGUCACCCUAUCAUUAUGCUCUUCACGGCAAUAUCGACGAGGCCGAGGCAUCUCUCAAGUGGUUCCGACGAGAGGCUGACGUCAAGGCCGAAAUACAGGAGCUGCAGGACUUUGUCGACGGUGCCAGCACCAGCGUUUUAAUGAAGCUCAAGGCCUUUCUGUUACCAGUGAAUCUGAAGAACAUCUUCAUCAUGCUCGGUUUAAAUAUCUUCGUUCAGGCGAGCUCGUUCAGCACGAUAAACGCCUAUACCGAGAUCAUCGUCAUCAGUACCAAAGUGAGCAUCACCCCGUCGAUCGUGGUGAUGGCAUUGUGUUUCGCCACGGUCGCCGCCGGCUUCAUCACUAUCUUGCUGGUGGACAGGUUCGGUCGGAAGAACCUCCUGAUACUUUCCAGCAUCGGCGUCACCGUUUCGUUCGCCGCACUCGGUCUUCACUUCCAUCUUCUCUCUCUGAACUUCGACCCUGUAAGCCUGACAUGGUUACCGAUCGCGUCAUUGCUGUCCUUCAAUAUAUUCGUGUCCUGCGGUCUGUCCACGGUGCCCAGCACCCUCGUGGGCGAGAUGUUCCCGGCGAAUCUCAAGAAUCUGGCGUCCCUUUGCAUUUUUUCGAGCAACGCCCUGUUAUCCUUCGCGUUCGUUAAGAGCUAUCAGCCUUUCAUCAAUUUGGCCGGAGAAACAAUCGUCUUUUGGAGCUACGGGCUUUUCGUGCUCGGAGCGGUGCCCUACGUGCGGUACUUGAUCCCCGAGACGACCGGCAAAAGCCUGCUGGAGAUCCAGCAAGCCAUCAAAAAAUGAAGCGGCGCGAUUUGUCGAAAAAUCAGAACUAUAAUUUAAAAAAACUUUACUUUAAUCCUGUUGUUGAUCUUGAGAAAAUCUAAAAUUAAAACUUUAGGGUAUAGAGCGAAAAUUUAGAUCUAAAAUUUCGAAAUGACCUGUGAGAUCCAAAUGUUCACAAUUCUUAAAUUGAAAUGUUGAUCUCUGUAAUUUGGGCGAUAAUUUAUAACCAAGUUUAUGCAAUAAAACCCAUGGUUUAUUUAUCUUGUAGGCUAAUUAACUAAAUUAACUAAUAAUAAUGAAACAAACAUUUAUGUAUAUGUUUU